Podarcis raffonei (Aeolian wall lizard) is the source of this 1209-nucleotide messenger RNA. Its product is annotated as histone H3.3A. Gene Ontology annotation, molecular function: protein heterodimerization activity; DNA binding; structural constituent of chromatin. The coding region runs from base 276 to 686 and encodes 136 amino acids. Lineage: Eukaryota; Metazoa; Chordata; Lepidosauria; Squamata; Lacertidae. Gene Ontology annotation, cellular component: nucleosome. The record is from RefSeq and is a predicted model, not a curated record. The transcript has 5 exons.
CAGCCAUCUUUCAAUUGUGCUCUCAGCCGCCGUCGCCCGCAGCAGCUUUAGCGCCUCCUCGCUCUUCCUCGCCUGCUCGGCAGCCGCGCUCAGCCUCAGCGGACGGGGGGAGUCUAAGGCUGCAUUUCGUGAUUGUUUCCAUUUUGUUGGGGAUGAGUUUGCCAGCGAGAGGCGCUUGGGAGCGAGGCAGCCUCAGCACUGGCAAUUGGGCAGGCGGGAGCAGCACCGAAAAACCUGACCCCCCAAAAGUGUAAGGAAGAGAAGUUCGCGGGAACAUGGCUCGUACCAAGCAAACUGCCCGUAAAUCCACCGGUGGGAAGGCGCCCAGGAAGCAACUGGCGACAAAAGCCGCUCGCAAGAGCGCGCCCUCUACUGGUGGGGUCAAGAAACCUCAUCGCUACAGGCCAGGUACUGUGGCUCUUCGUGAAAUCAGGCGUUAUCAGAAGUCGACCGAACUUCUGAUCCGCAAACUUCCUUUUCAGCGCCUGGUGCGUGAAAUUGCUCAGGACUUCAAAACAGAUCUGCGUUUCCAGAGCGCAGCUAUUGGUGCUUUGCAGGAGGCAAGUGAGGCCUACCUGGUUGGCCUGUUUGAAGACACCAACCUGUGUGCUAUUCACGCCAAACGUGUCACAAUCAUGCCAAAAGAUAUCCAGCUAGCACGCCGCAUACGUGGAGAGCGUGCCUAAAUUCUUCUAAGAUGGAUUUGUCAUUCUCAAAACAAAAUAAAUCUCUUCUUCCUGUUAUUGGUAGUAAUGAACGUUAGAUAUUUUUUUCCAUGGGGUUAAAAGGUACCUAAGUAUAUGGUUGCAAAAAUGAAAAAAAAAAUAGAGGACAGAAUCGGGUAUUGGCAAGCUCUUUUUCAUUUUCAUUUGUGUGUGGAUUUUUAAUAUAAACGUGGGGACAUAUAAUGCAUUAUUGCUAUCAAAAACCAUUUCAGUGAACAUAUUUCAGCAGUUCAACUUUAUAACAAUUAUAAAUAUGCCAGUCAAACUUUUCUGGACAAUGCCAGCAUUUGGAUUUUUUUAAAAAAUAGGUAAAUUUCUUAUUGAUGGCAACUAUAUGGUGUCUGUAACAUUUUUAUCAUACAGUAGAUUCCAUCCAUUCGCUAUACUUUUCUAACUAAGUUGUCCUACAUGCAAGUACAUGUUUUUAAUGUUGUCUGUCUUCUGUGCUGUUCCUGUAAGUUUGCUAUUAAAAUACAUGAAAUAA